AGGGGGAUGCACUUCGACACUGCACUCUUUUUCUCCUGCCUCUCCUUCGUCCUCCCCGUUCCAGCGUCUUACACUUCAUUCCUUACACCUUCUCUUUACGAGCGUCCCAUCGUGAGCGCGGUUACCGUUGCGCCUGGAAAAAGAUGCGCAUUCCUGUUCCUAUCCGCUAGAGUGGUUCCCCUUCGCGUUGCGUUGCUCACGGGUCUGCUUGCUCGUUGCUGGUUGCUAAUCCCCAUGGCCACUUACAGUGCUUUGAAGGAGUUAACUCGCGUUUCUCAUCGACCUCUAACCUCUCAAUGCCCCCCCUUAAUUCCCGGGUCCAAUCCCAGCGCUCUAGUCCGCUCGUCUCAGAAUUCCCACAUACGCGAAUUGCCCAGAAAAUGUCAAAUCUCGGAGUCGCAUCGGUACGGCUUGAGCAGCAGAAGAGUCAGAGGGCCUAAAAGGGACAGACCAAUCGGUCUGGCGAGGACAUCGCGCCUAACGUGCCACGUUGCCGUUCCUGCGGACGUGAGCUCCGACAACGCCGCUACUGCUUCUGCCGAAUCUCGACGGAAUCCGUCAAUCAUUGACUCCGAUAAGCAUUCGCGUUCCCUGACUGGGGGUUUCGCCGUGCCAGCUCACGAGACAGAGGGGCUCGUGACUGGUUCUGACGAUCUCCACGGCGGGAGAUUCGAAAUCCAUGGCGGAAGGCUGGCAGGAGGAAGCGCGCCGAGCCACCCGCGGAGAGCUCGAUCGACCGAGGAGAUUCGCGAGCGGAUAGCGCUGGAGAAGGCUCAGCGGCGUGCAACGGACCGGCAAUCCACCGCUCUCGUCCGCGCGCUGACGUGGGCUCUACGUGGCGUGGAUGACGUGGCAGCAGUGGAUACGGUGAUGGCCGUCGCUGAGGAGGAAGGCGAGGAGGUGACCGCGCGGGUGGUGUCGUCCGUGCUGCAGAAGCUCGGGAUUGAGCGGCAAGUCGGUGCUACGCUGGCGCUUUUCCAUUGGCUGCAGCGUGCUUUUGGUUCCGACACUAGCGGAAUCGACUCUUCAAAUACUGGUAUGCCUUCUGAAGGUGAUUCCGAAAGAAAUCAGCACGCACAGGAACGAGCAGUUUCUGAACAUGAGGAAGCAAGGAAAGCAAGGUGGAAGGGACUGUCAGAGCCUAACGUGUACACCUACAAUAGUUUAUUAGGAGCGCUUAAAGCCAAUGGGGAAUGGGAAAGGAUGGAGGAGGUAGCGGGGUGGAUGUCGGCCAAUGGCGUGCCGCCAGAUGUCGUCACUCUGAACACGCUCCUGGCAGCCUUAGACACUCAGGGGAAGGACGAAGCAGCGUGGAACCUUCUCGCAAAACUCGGCAUUCAUUACUCCUCGUUUCACAAGUCGCGGAAGCCCUUAGACGUUCAACCCAGGGCGCAGAAAGCGACUGUUCCAGAGAGCAGCAAGCAUGAGCCGGAUUCGCUGAGGGUGAGGCAUGAGCCAGGUUCGCAAAAGGGGGGGCAUGAGCAGCCGACUGAGCGUAGCACGCUAAGCGACGCCGCAACAGUCCCACAGCACCUAGUAACUGCGUCCGAUCCCACAAAGGCCGCGCAUUCAGAGGAGCUGGGCGGGGGCUUUUGUCAGCUUGCGGAGGGCUGGUCUGUGCGGCCGGACCUGUUCACGGUGCGCACGAUGCUGCCUGUGUGCCGCAGGGGGCGGGUGGUCGAGCGAGCGCUGGCGCUUUACGCUCUUGCUCUGGAUUCGGUCAGUGCCAACAGCGGCAGCAGCAGCAGCGGCGGCAGCAGUGGCGGCGGAAGCAGUAGCAGCAGCGGCAGCAGAAAUGGCAGCAGCGGUAGGAGCGAGGGUAGCAGCAGAAGAGGAGCCAGAGGAAGUGAGGGGAGUGAGAAAUUCCGAGCUGGUUUAUCUCGGCAGCAGCAGCAGCGGCAGGAGGUGGCAGCAGCGCUCAGGUUCGCGUGCAACCAGGAGAUGAGGCGGAUAGUUGGCGCGCUGGAGAGACAAGUGAGCAAUAAGGCAGCCGCAUUAACGCAGGAGGCAGCACAGGUAGACGCAGACAUGGCAGCUGCUAGUGCAAAGGCAGGGAUAGCAGUAGGGACGGCGUCAGGUGUGGUGGAGAGAGAGGGAGGAGCCGGGCACAGUGAGGUUGCUGCUGCUGCUGGUGCAGCGGCGACGGUGGCAGUAGGAGUAACAGCGGGCGCGGGUGCAGUAGCAGCAGCAGAUGGGGCUUCCAGGCGCGAAUCUGCUGAAGGAAUGGAUGCUCGGGAGGAGGAGGAGGAGGAGGAGGAGGAGGAGGAGGAGGAGGAAGAGGAAGAGGAGGAGGAGGAGGAGGAGGAGCAGGAGGAGCAGGAGUUUGGGGAUGGUGCAGCUGAGUGGUCAAAAGAGCACCACGGAAGGGCAGGGAAAGAUGACGCUGGGAGGGGUUUUCGGGGGGGGGAGGGUGGGCGAGAGAGUGGAGCAGAGGGGGGGCGGGUGCAAGGGGAUAGAGCCGGGAGAGGGGGAGCUGGGAAGGGGAUGAUGGGGCAUGGCACGGCAGGGGCGUCUAGGGUGCUGUGGCUGCUGCACCAGAUGGAAACGGUGGGGAUUAAAGCGGAUGCGGACACCUACCGCCUGGCCUUGCACGCAUGCUGCCUGGAUGAUCUCAGCAUGGGAGCUGCUAAGGUGGUGGGCACUUCUAAGGCCGUGGGCACGCCCCACCGCAAGCAUGGGCAUGGGCAUGGGACAUGCAGGCAGCGGGAGAUUCGCACCCUCUUUGCUGCCAUGCGCAGCCAUGGAUUUGUCCCUGCCCUGGACACGUGUCACCAGGUGAUUGGGGCGCUAGGCAGGGCGAAGAAGUGGUGGGCAGCGCUGGAAGUUUUCGAGUCGAUGAAGGCGCAGGGGCCUGCGCCGACCGCUGCCACGGAGCGGCUCAUUCGCGGGCACUUUAACAUUUUGCUGACGGCUGCCCGGAAGCGCGGACUCUGGAGGUGGGCCCUUUCUCUUCUCUCCAAAAUGGAAUCUGCAGGCCUUCCCCCGGAUGCCUUUGCAUGGCGCACCGUGCUUGUGACAUGCGCGAAAGCCAACGAAACUGCGACUGCUAUUAAGGUCUUCGAAGACAUGGUGGAGACGGGGAUUCGGGCGGAUGCAGUGGCGUACGGCGCUUUGCUAAGUGCGCUGGAAAAGGGGGAUUUGUUAGAGCCAGCGGAGACAGUGUGGGGGCACAUGAGGAAGAUGGGGGUGGAGCCAAACAGGCAGGCUUAUACCACCAUGAUUGUUGCGCUGGGGAAGAGAGGGGAAUACGGGCGAGCUGCAGCUCUCUUCGAGGAGCUUCAAGGAACGGCUAGCAGCAGCAGCAGCAGUAGCAGGAGAAGCGGUGGCAGCAGUUGGAGCGACGCUAGUGGGGUUGCUCUGUCGAGGCAGGGGGGAACAGGGGAGGAGCUGGUGGCUGUGCUUGGGCACAGCAGGCCUGAUGAAUCAGCCGCUGCUUUGGACAGAGAGCAUCUCCUGGGUGCUGAUGUGGCAGCGUUCAACGCCAUGGUGACUGCUUGUGCGCAUGCUGGAGAAGGGCUGCGGGCACUCGACUGGUUGCACAAGAUGGAAGCAUCCCCCAAAGUUCUACCCAAUGCCACCACCUAUCAACAAGCCGCCAUAGCUCUCGCUGACGCCAGUCACUGGGAGGCCGCCCUCUCUCUCAUUCCACGAGCGCGCUCUCGGGGAAUUGAACCAACGGCUCUGAUGCUUGAAGUGGUGCAGCGAGGCUGUGACGCCAAUGGGGUGGAUUUCACCUCACACUUGGCAGCCAUGUCUGCUUCUCAUGGAGACAUGGCGUUGGCUGAUGCAAGGCAACCUAGCUAAAUGCUCGAUCUGACACCAAUGCGGUUUUGCAUCUACUCGAUGCUUGGUUGGUUUAACAGCCCCAAAGGUCGGAACCAAUGUGCAACGUUUUUGCUUAACCGGUUCUCAAUAGUGUUGUUUGAUACAAUUCAUACAGGC
Messenger RNA from Closterium sp. NIES-67, 3942 nucleotides. Lineage: Eukaryota; Viridiplantae; Streptophyta; Zygnematophyceae; Desmidiales; Closteriaceae. The record is from the annotation of a GenBank genome assembly.